This is a messenger RNA of Erinaceus europaeus (western European hedgehog), 3373 nucleotides long. RefSeq names its product selenophosphate synthetase 1 (gene SEPHS1). The record is from RefSeq and is a predicted model, not a curated record. Gene Ontology annotation, biological process: L-selenocysteine biosynthetic process. Gene Ontology annotation, molecular function: ATP binding; selenide, water dikinase activity. NCBI's taxonomy places the organism in Eukaryota, Metazoa, Chordata, Mammalia, Eulipotyphla, Erinaceidae. Gene Ontology annotation, cellular component: cytoplasm. Bases 477 to 1655 code for a protein of 392 amino acids. The transcript is spliced from 10 exons.
CAACCCGCCGCCCGCCGCCCCGCCGCCGCUCCCGGCAGGCCGCCGGCCCUCCGCGGCCGCCCCGUCCCUGCAGGGGCCCGCGAGCACCGACCCCCGCGGCGCCACUCGCCCGCGCCCUCCUCGCCGCCAUCGGCCAGCGGCGGCGGCAUUUUGAUUCCGGCGACGCUCCAGGGCGCCCGGGCGCCCGGUGCAUUGUGGGAGCGCCGGGCCGGUGGCGGGAGGAGGCGGAGGCGCCGAGCAGCCGGGCUAUCACUUUCGGCUCUUGGUACCUGUACUAUGAAUUCACUGCUCCUGGAGGCCAUUUUUUCCACUUUUUGUUGCCUUUGUUAUUGCUGUUGGAUAGGACAGAGAAAUCAAGGUGGGGAGACACCUGCAGAUCUGCUUCACCGCCUGUGAAGCGACCCCCCUGCAGGUAGAUCCCCAAAGAAACUGGACAACUAGGAGAAGAGGGAAGGGAGGAGCUCGGCCCAAGAACCAUGUCUACUCGAGAAUCCUUUAACCCUGAAAGUUAUGAAUUGGACAAGAGCUUCCGGCUAACCAGGUUCACUGAACUCAAGGGCACAGGCUGCAAAGUGCCCCAAGAUGUUCUGCAGAAAUUGCUGGAAUCCUUGCAAGAGAACCACUUCCAAGAAGAUGAACAGUUUCUGGGAGCAGUUAUGCCAAGACUGGGCAUCGGCAUGGAUACAUGCGUCAUUCCUUUGCGGCAUGGAGGCCUCUCCUUGGUUCAAACCACAGACUACAUUUACCCCAUUGUGGAUGACCCAUACAUGAUGGGCAGGAUUGCAUGUGCCAAUGUCCUCAGUGACCUCUAUGCUAUGGGGGUCACCGAGUGUGACAACAUGCUGAUGCUCCUUGGAAUCAGCAAUAAGAUGACUGACAGGGAAAGGGAUAAAGUGAUGCCCCUAAUUAUACAGGGUUUUAAAGACGCAGCAGAAGAGGCAGGGACAUCUGUAACAGGCGGCCAGACAGUCCUGAACCCCUGGAUCGUCCUAGGAGGUGUGGCCACCACCGUCUGCCAGCCCAACGAAUUCAUCAUGCCUGAUAACGCAGUGCCAGGGGAUGUGCUCGUGCUGACGAAGCCCCUGGGGACACAAGUGGCCGUGGCUGUGCACCAGUGGCUGGACAUACCUGAGAAAUGGAAUAAAAUUAAACUAGUGGUCACCCAAGAAGAUGUGGAGCUGGCAUACCAGGAGGCGAUGAUGAACAUGGCCCGGCUCAACAGAACAGCGGCUGGACUAAUGCACACAUUCAACGCUCACGCGGCCACUGACAUCACAGGCUUUGGGAUCCUGGGCCAUGCACAGAACCUGGCCAAGCAGCAGAGGAAUGAGGUUUCCUUUGUGAUCCACAACCUCCCUGUCCUGGCCAAGAUGGCAGCAGUGAGCAAGGCUUGUGGAAACAUGUUUGGCCUCAUGCAUGGGACCUGCCCAGAGACCUCAGGAGGCCUGCUCAUCUGUUUGCCGCGUGAGCAAGCAGCUCGGUUCUGUGCAGAGAUCAAGUCCCCCAAAUAUGGCGAAGGCCACCAAGCAUGGAUUAUUGGGAUCGUGGAGAAGGGCAACCGCACAGCCAGAAUCAUAGACAAGCCCCGGAUCAUUGAAGUCGCCCCACAAGUGGCCACGCAAAACGUGAACCCCACGCCUGGCGCCACCUCUUAAUCUAGACCACAGAGCUGUUUUGGUUUUGUUUUUAAAUAGAUCUAUUUCCUUUAUCAUCACUUCAAUUAAAGACUAAACAACAACCACAAAAAAAAAAAUCUCAUUGUGUCUACCCAUCGGGGACCUUAGGUCGAUUUGUGAGUGGAUGCAAGUAACUAAAUCCAAUCCAUUGCCUUUUUUUUCCUGUUACAUUAACUGAAGAUGCACCGAAUCUUGAGGCAGCUUCUGAGUUGAGAAUUAUAUUGUUAUCCAAUACUGUUGAUUCAUUUUGAAUCUUUAGACACUUAUCUCUCGCCGCAUAGGCUCUUUUUUAAAGGUGCUUCCCCACAGCACAGACAUUACCAGUUGUAGUGUCAGAUCGCAGUCUGUGUCUCCUCCUCCUCCUAUGUCUAUUUAUCAUUGCCAGUGUGAUCUUUCCUCAGUGUCUCACGCGGUCUUCUGGACAGACAGGAUUGGUAAGUGACAGCCCACUCUCCCUGUGAUAGAAGGGCUGCGUGACUGCCUCCAAGCCUUGGGUUUGUAAAGCCGUGUCUCCUCAGUCAAGAGUACCUCCCUGGCCCAGGACAUUGCCCGGCAACGCACUCUUCACACAGGCAAGUGCUUCGCUCUGCAUGAAAAGCACUUUGAAGACAGAAAAGAGGGAAAUUUCCCCUCUUCUUUCUUGUAGCCUUCCCAAUAUUUACAGUAAUCUCAUUAACUGUUUUUUUUAUUGAUAGCAACAAUGAAAAGAUACUUUUUGCAGUGUAACUAGCUGUUCUAUAGAACAACAAGAAAUUGCCUUGGUGAAGGGGUCUGUGUAUGAUACUCACUUAUAAUUCAGUCUAUAAUUAACUGCACAGAUGAUUUCUAAAUAUAAUCAAUAAAGACUGUUCUGUGGAUGGUAGUGCUUAAUACUUUUUCUAUUUUGUAUAGUGAUCCCAGGCAUUUUUGUUUUCUUGAAAGUCCGCAGCUGUGGAGCCUGAUUCUCAGCAUUAUGUUGUUUCUGGCACCAGGACUUUGUGUGCACGCUUUCUGUGAUCUGUUAAAAACUUGCACCGCCAGCAUUGCAGCUUGAACUACCCACUUGUUCAAAUAAAUAUUUAAUUUUUUUUAACCGCUCUUGUAUAAUCAGAUGCCCCUUUUAGUAUUAUUUUAGAAGUGUGGGGAAGGGUUUUGGCUAAAGUACAAUUUAUGGGGGAAAAUUAGAUUUUAGUUUUAUAAAACUUUUAAGUCUUUCACGGGACCUAUAUUUUCUUGAAUUAAAUUUUGUAGUUCUAGAACAAAUAGGUGAUCUAAAGAGGUGUUUAUCUGUGUUACUCAAGAACAGAGGCUUCCUUAUAUUGUAACCUGCUAAGCAAUUAGGAGCAAUUCCAGCACUAAAGCACAAGCCCACCGACUGCUGGCGAGUCUACAGAAGUGCUCUUACCCCACAUCCCUGAGGGCUUCCUGUUCCCCUGGCGCCUAAGUGUGGGAACUCAUCCACUUCUUGCCAAAGGAAACCACUCCUGGAGAUGACACCCUGGAAGAGGCUUUAGCCUGCUGUGCCCCCUGCAGGAACCCAAGGGAGGCCUGUCCCACGUGGAACUGGAACUGAAGCCAUAAUCUUGGGUGUGCAGUACCCAAGAGGCUGCUAGAACUGAGAUAACAGGACACUUUCUAGGAAUCUAUUCAGAUGUUGGUCCUCAAAAGCUACAACCCAGUGGUCUGCAAAAUAAAGUGUGUUGGAAACCUCUGAGUAA